This is a messenger RNA of Nerophis ophidion (straightnose pipefish), 1339 nucleotides long. It is a transcript of the gene rab11al, whose product is annotated as RAB11a, member RAS oncogene family, like. The coding region runs from base 182 to 832 and encodes 216 amino acids. The record is from RefSeq and is a predicted model, not a curated record. Lineage: Eukaryota; Metazoa; Chordata; Actinopteri; Syngnathiformes; Syngnathidae. Gene Ontology annotation, biological process: exocytosis; melanosome transport; neurotransmitter receptor transport, endosome to postsynaptic membrane. The transcript has 5 exons. Gene Ontology annotation, cellular component: axon; transport vesicle; postsynaptic recycling endosome. Gene Ontology annotation, molecular function: GTP binding; GTPase activity.
CCUUGGCUCCAGGGCGAGUGACAGAAGCGAGGAAGACGACGGCAAAGUUUGUUGAAGAAGAAGAAGAAGAAGACUUUGACUUUAUCAGCUGACGUGUGCUUGCACCUCCGCGUCUAUCUCCUCGCCUCGCAGGGAAGUCUACACGACAAGGACGACAAAAGCUCGCCGUCGUGGAGAAACUAUGUCAGGCAGAGAAGAUGAAUAUGAUUACCUCUUCAAAGUGGUCCUGAUUGGAGAUUCGGGCGUGGGCAAAAGCAACCUGUUGUCUCGCUUCACCCGCAAUGAGUUCAACCUGGAGAGCAAGAGCACCAUCGGGGUGGAGUUUGCUACACGGAGCAUCCAAGUGGAGGGCAAGACCAUCAAGGCUCAGAUUUGGGACACGGCCGGACAGGAGCGCUACAGAGCCAUCACUUCUGCCUACUAUCGCGGCGCCGUGGGAGCGCUCCUGGUUUACGACAUCGCCAAGCACCUGACCUACGAGAACGCCGAGCGCUGGCUGAAGGAGCUCCAAGACCACGCCGACAACAACAUCGUUAUCAUGCUGGUGGGAAACAAAAGCGACCUGCGCCAUCUCAGGGCGGUGCCCACGGACGAGGCCAAGGCCUUCGCAGAAAAACAUGGCUUGUCCUUUUUGGAGACGUCGGCGUUGGACUCGUCUAAUGUGGAGCUGGCCUUCCAGACCAUCCUCACAGCCAUCUACAACAUCGUGUCCCAGCGUCAGAUGUCAGGUCGAAGUGACUCGGACUUCUCUCCGGCCUCCAACGUGGUUCCCAUCACGGUGGAACCCACCCAGAACUCGGCCAGCAAGGGCAUGUGCUGCCAGAAUAACUGAGCAGAAGAAGAAGAGGUGGGUGGAGACAAGCACCUCCCACCUGGAGCACUCUAGGUGUUUGGAGGGCCAGGUGGAGAUAACAGCCAGGUGGUGCAGCUCCAACUAAUCACAGUUUCCUUCUAGCCUUUUUUCUCUUUUGAAAGGUCAUCUUUCCAUCCCCUGAGCAGUCACAACUCCCCCAAUAAAGAUUGUAGGGCGACAGACAUAUUUAUUCAACACUAGAUGACAAUGCUAACGUGUCAUUGUACCUUCUUGAUGAUUUAUGCUAGGCUGCACCCUUAAAUGAAUGGUGGCGGGUGGUACCCAGGACCCUUCUUCUCUUUGCCUUCUUCUUCUCUCUCAGAUUAGCGUUAAAUAGCGGCUACAGAUUGUUAGUAAGUAAGGGCUCGAUUGAAAUGUGUGCACACGGUCCUUGUAGGUUGGGGCUUUUACUUUGAAAAGAAACAGAGCGUUUAUUCUAAUCUGUCUAUUGGACUGCAUCUGUAGAAAUAAAUCUCUUUUGUAAUA